CCCGGAGAAGGCUCUGAAGGACUCUCUGCAGCCGUACGAGGCAGCCUACCUCUCCAAGUCCCUCUCUCGCCUGUUUGAUCCCAUCAACCUUGUGUUUCCCAUGGGCGGCCGCAACCCGCCCUCCAACGAUGAGCUGGACAGCAUCAUCAAGACUAUCAGCAGUGAGCUGAAUGUAGCAUCAGUAGAUCCAAACCUGUCUCUGGCUGUGGCAAAGAAUGCUGCCAAGACCGUCCAGCUCUUCUGUGUCAAGUCUGAACAGCUGCUGUGUACUCAGGGUGAUGCCAGUCAGGUGAUCGGUCCAUUAACGGAGGGUCAGAGGAGGAACGUUGCCGUGGUCAACUCCCUCUACCGUCUGCAGCAGGCCGUCGCCAAGAUUAUUUCAGGAUUGGGGUCGUGUCCAGCGGCUGCUGAAGAGGUCCUCUCUUCUUCUCUAGGGGGAGUGCAGGCCCUGAUGAACAGUGCGGUACAGCCUCUCCUGCAGUCAGUCAGCGACUCCAUAGAGGCCAUCAUCAUCACGCUACACCAAGAGGACUUUUCAGGGCCUCUGUCCAGCCCCGAUAAGCCGGACGUUCCGUGCUCCCUCUACAUGAAGGAGCUGCAGGGCUUCAUCUCCAGAGUGAUGGCCGACUACUUCCGACACUUCCAGUGCGUGGACUUCAUCUACGAGAGCACAGAGUCCAUCGCCCAGAGGGCCAUUGAGCUGUUCGUCCGCCACGCCAGCCUGCUGCGCCCACUGGGGGAGGGCGGCAAGAUGAGACUGGCUGCCGACUUCGCUCAGAUGGAGAUGGCAGUGGCUCCUCUGUGCAGGAGAGUGUCUGAUUUGGGGAAACCUUACAGAAUGCUGCGCUCCUUCAGGUGUGUAUGCUUCGGUUUUCGGCCGAAAUACUUUUAAUCACCGAAACAACACGGCCGAAACACAGAAGUUGUGAUGACGCCAAACAAAAACCGCGGGCCAGCACCACGCUUGUCUGGAAU
Molecule: messenger RNA, 975 nt
Organism: Morone saxatilis (striped sea-bass)
Lineage: Eukaryota; Metazoa; Chordata; Actinopteri; Moronidae
Product: conserved oligomeric Golgi complex subunit 5-like
Biological process (GO): intra-Golgi vesicle-mediated transport
Cellular component (GO): COG complex
Source: RefSeq, a predicted model, not a curated record